AUGAUUUCGGAUACAGCGGGCGCAGUGAUUACCGGUGAUAAGAAGCGGCCAUACCAGCAGUCGGUGCUCAUGGAAACACGGAACCGACUUCCACACCGUAAUGGCAGAAUCGAUGCUCUGACGAAUUUCGUGUGCUCCACUGUUUGGCCCGGAGACAAUGAAAUUGAGAUAGACCAGAGCCGCGCGCGCAUACAGAAGAGUCAGGGAUUGGCCGGGCGAGUGGCCAUGUCGGCCGGGGAACCCAAGAGAGAGAGGCCCAUGGAGCCCGGGGUUUGCCCCAGAGUCCGAGGUCUCCCUCCCUUUGAUGGCGCAUGCGAUCUCAUCAGCGCGCCUAACCAGUUCACGGAUGCUCAAGCUCCUACGGGUCUCCUGGUCGCGUUUCCAAGAAUCCAGCAUCACCACAUCCAUGAUAGUUUGCAGAACCCAGCUCUCGCAGCCGGUGACCGCCUGGAAGCUGAUGCAAAACUCGUCAUCGGAUAG
Colletotrichum graminicola M1.001 is the source of this 480-nucleotide messenger RNA. RefSeq lists its product as uncharacterized. Bases 1 to 480 code for a protein of 159 amino acids. The transcript is spliced from 3 exons. The record is from RefSeq and is a predicted model, not a curated record. Lineage: Eukaryota; Fungi; Ascomycota; Sordariomycetes; Glomerellales; Glomerellaceae.